Messenger RNA from Folsomia candida, 3112 nucleotides. Its product is annotated as PMS1 protein homolog 1. The transcript is spliced from 9 exons. Gene Ontology annotation, cellular component: MutLalpha complex. NCBI's taxonomy places the organism in Eukaryota, Metazoa, Arthropoda, Collembola, Entomobryomorpha, Isotomidae. The record is from RefSeq and is a predicted model, not a curated record. The coding region runs from base 295 to 2922 and encodes 875 amino acids. Gene Ontology annotation, molecular function: ATP hydrolysis activity; ATP binding; ATP-dependent DNA damage sensor activity. Gene Ontology annotation, biological process: mismatch repair.
GAACAUACGGCGAAGAAAUUCCAAAACAUCAACAGAACGAAAAUUUCAUUGUGUGUGAUUUAAAAAAAAUCAAAUUAGUUUCUUCUUUUUCAUUCAAAAUUUUAAAUAUAUUUUCAAAAUUAACGAUAUUAGAGUUAUUGAUUGUUAGUGUAAUAGUUCAUUAAAUAUUCGAAAUUGUUAUUGAAUAGGAGGGGAAUUCACAUUUGAAACUAGCAAGUAUAAAUAACUCCAACUACCGAAUUCAGAGGUUAACCGAUUGCAGUUUGAUAACCACCAACUACUACCAAAGGAGAGAUGGAUGGGGAAAAUUCUCCUUUAUCAUUGUUAUUGGCAGGUGAUGUGGUGGAAUUGAUGGAAACUAGUUCUCCUCCUGAUGGAGGGGGAUGUGCUCCAUAUUGGUCAUGCGAUAAGCCAGCAUUGGAUGAAAUAGAAGAAACUGUUUCCACACCAAGACCUUCAUGCUCAAAUACGAUAACGACGAGUAAUGGCAAAACUGUGGGUGUGGUGUCAGGAACAGUUAGGAAAUUGGAUGUUACAACGGCAUCAACUAUUCGAAAGACUCAAGUUAUCAAUCAAGUUUCAGAUAUAGUGAGGGAGUUGGUGGAAAAUUCGGUAGACGCUGAUUCAACUAACAUUCAAGUUUUUCUGAGCAAUUUUGGUCUUGAUGAAAUCAUAGUACAAGAUACCGGAAAUGGAAUAUCUCGACCAGAUCUUUUUCACGUUGUGUCUGGAGGUUAUACUUCGAAAUUGGAAGAUACAGGAAAUUUAAGUGCUCAAGGCCACUACGGAUUUCGCGGAGAAGCGCUGUCCUCCAUUUGCUCCGUAGCUAAUGUAUGCAUUACUACAAAGACUCCCACUGACGCACAUGCUACCAAGUACAAGCUCGAUAAUUGUUGCUGCAUUGUUUCGGAGACAAUCGUCGCAGGUGGAAACGGAACGCAUAUUGUUGCAACAGAUUUGUUCGAAAUGUAUCCUGUGCGGCGAGGCCACAUUAAAGAGAAGCCUAACUGCCAGGAGCAGUUGAAAAAAGUAGAGUCAUUUCUGAAAAGUGUGGCUAUUGCAAAUCCUAAAACGCAUAUCAGAUUGUUUCACAAUAAAAGCUUGAUAUGGAGCAAAGCAUCGGUUGGCAGCAUUGAUCAAGCCCUGAUGGCAGUUUUGGGUCAUGCAAUAUCCAAAAGCUUGAGUAGAUGCGGACCAGUUGAAUUGGAGGUUACAGCAGAGGAAUAUGACGAGAAGAAAGAGCGUACAAUCGAAGCGUUCUUUUUAAACAAACCGGUAGAUAUGAAAACCAUGAGUUACACAUCAAGAAGGAUGACCUUUAUAUUCAUCAAUAGAAAAAGAGUUCAUGUUCACGAGUUUGAAAAGAUUAUCCGUCAAUAUACUGCGGCCACAAUUGUUAAUCCUACCCCUGCUGAGCGACGAAGGUUUCCAGUUGCCAUUAUUAACAUUAAUGUCCCCGAUGAUGAAGUAGAUUUUAACAGAGAAAUUGACAAGACUAAAGUAUUUUUGGUGCAUAAGGACGAUAUCUCUGCGAAAUUGGAAGAGCUAUUGCAAAAGUUUUAUGGGAUUACAUCUUUAGACAACGGUUCCGGACUUUCGGAUAUUUCGGGGUCCACAGUAAGCUCGACAGAACGCAAUCCAACAUCACCCGACAUUUUUGACAUAAAUGAGGAAAUCAGUCCUUUCCCAUUUACUACCGAUGCAGUGAGUACAAACCUUCACAAAGAAAGACAAAGUACAAUACAGUCUUUCAUAGAAAAUAUCCCAACUGUUUCGGACACCAACUUUUGCCAGGCCUCCAUAAAGACUGAGGGAUCUGUUCCAUUCCCUUCUGUUCGACCUUCACCACCGGCCAAAAAAUCAAAUCAGUGCAUUAGCAACUUUGAUUGUAAUUUGGAUGAUAUUUUAAUGGACACGCCACCAGAAGAGAUUCUACCUGCUGUUGAAGUUACCGAACCUUUGACAAUUGUCAGAAGCGGUCAAUACACGAUUAAUUGUGUAGAACUUGAAAAAUCAAAAGCAGUCAGCAUGAAAAGCUCACCCAUCAAUCAUUUUGAAUCAAGUUCUAAACAGGACGCAAUUACAUUAAGUGAGACCGGACGAGUUAUUGACAUGAACCUCUGGGUGCAAGGAAGGAUUCCUGACAACCAUGGAAGUAUUUUGAAGAGCGUCAAUAUCGUAAGUUCUCCAUGCCGGCCUUCAAAUCUAUUGGAAAAGGAAAACGUAUCUCAGUCAAGCUCAGCCUCUCAACAUCUUAAUGGUUGUAAAAACUCGAAAUCUACUAAUGCAUUCGAUUUCAUUGGUAGUGGGUUGGCAAAACCUAGCGAUGCGAAACGACCCAAGUUAAGCAAUAGCUGUAAUAAGAGUCAGAAAAGUGCAAAUCAUUCUGACAUUUCCCUAUCUGGGACUCCGAGACAAAUUACCCUAAACCAGUUCAAAAAUUGGGAUACACCGAUCGCAAAAAGAAAGUCGUCUUCUGAAAAUAUAUUUCGUGCUCCAAGUCCUGGUCUUCGAUUGAUCUCUCCUCCUGCAUCAUCUUCUGUAUCCAUAUCUGCAACCUCGUUCCCCGCUUUCCAAUCUAGUACACAACAAGGACAGGACAAUUUUUCUGGAUCUCAAAACAAUGGUCGAAUUCUCGGCACUCUGACGGAUUCAAGUCUAUACACAGUCAAAAUCAAUGAUUUUGUCGGAAUAUUUCAUCCCAUGAAUAUGCUUCAACAAUUCCCCUCUCUGAAGUACGAUUUGAAGAUCGAAUUGCAGAAAGUAUCUCAACCAGGAACUGAAUUAGAUGCUCAAUACAUUGUCGAAAAGCAGUGUGUACCAAAAUUGUUUAAUGCAUUCAUCCUUCGCAUGGAUCCCAUGUGUGACAAGUACCCUAAAAUAUUUCACAAACUGCAAUCUCUUAAGGACAUAACGUUUUAGAGAAAUACGUACUCAUAAACUGUAAACGCAAUACUCAAUAUUUGUUUCUCAAUUUUUCAAACCGAUUGUUUGUUGUAUACUUUUUUGUUAAAAUUUUUUACGUUUCAUUCCUGUACUAUUUAAACGUUUUUAGCACUUUUAACUGAUGACCUAGUCGAAUUUUGGAAAUAAAUUGCAAACUUUCCAUGAA